AUGUUGUGUCCCGUGAUUUUCCUCAUAGCGGCAUGUCUGGGUUUCGGACAUUGUGCCCCAGCCCAGGAGCCGAUGCCACUGAAAAUGACUGCCUCGAUGCCCAGCCGCUCGAGUAUUCGUGUAGCUUGGUUGCCUCCAAAAGAUACAAGCCAAUGCGGAAACCAGUAUGUGGUCAUCGUCCGCAAUGCAACAUAUCAGCACAAGGCUACUGUGUCGAAGCCAGAAUUCAUACUAAAUGCCAUCAAUCUCUACUCCAGUUACCUUUUCACAGUACACGCUGUUGACAAGAAGGGACAGCCGUUCCGCUCUUACUCAGCACUUUCAGUAACGAUUAAAACCAGUGCAAGUUUGGUGCCCAUGGGUAUGACUGCCACGAUGUUGAGUGCGACGAGCAUGCGUUUAACUUGGAAGCCUCCAACGGAUGCAAGUAAAUGCGGAGACAAGUAUCUGGUCAUCGUCCGCAAUGCAACAUAUCAGCACAAGGCUACAGUGUCGAAGCCAGAAUUCGUAAUGAACAACAUGAAAAUACCUUCCACUUACAUUUUCACUAUACACGCUACGGACAAGGCGGGCAUGCCUUUGGACGCUUCAGCAACACUUUCAUUAACGAUUAACGUCAACGAAGAGCCGAUACCAAUGAAUCUGACUGCCUCGAUGCCGAAUCCCUCGAGCAUUCUUUUCGCUUGGAAGCCUCCAAAGGAUACAAGUCAAUGCGGAAACCAGUAUUUAAUCAUCGUCCGCAAUGCAACAUAUCAGGACAAGGCUACCGUCACGAAGCCAGAAUACGUACUUCCAAACAUCAAUAUCUAUUCCAGUUACAUUAUCACUAUACACGCUACUGACAAGAAGGGCCAGCCGUUCCGUUCUUACUCAUCACUUUCAGUAACGAUUAAAACCAACGGUAAAUUAUCAUUAUCAUUCAUACCGUACUGCAUAAUUACUAACGCAAUUUCAAGCUCAAGUUAA
Messenger RNA from Dibothriocephalus latus, 966 nucleotides. The record is from the annotation of a GenBank genome assembly. NCBI's taxonomy places the organism in Eukaryota, Metazoa, Platyhelminthes, Cestoda, Diphyllobothriidea, Diphyllobothriidae.